Messenger RNA from Ananas comosus (pineapple), 1137 nucleotides. RefSeq names its product glutathione S-transferase U17-like. The transcript is spliced from 3 exons. Gene Ontology annotation, molecular function: glutathione transferase activity. Gene Ontology annotation, cellular component: cytoplasm. Gene Ontology annotation, biological process: glutathione metabolic process. Lineage: Eukaryota; Viridiplantae; Streptophyta; Magnoliopsida; Poales; Bromeliaceae. The record is from RefSeq and is a predicted model, not a curated record. Bases 213 to 923 code for a protein of 236 amino acids.
AUUAGUUGAUGUAUGAAAUUUAAAAAUAAUAAUAUUAUUUAUCGACAUAAAAAUAACUCAUUAGAGACACUAGACACGAAGCAUUUUACUGUAUUUAAUUAUCUGUAGCACCAUUCAACAAGCCACAACAAAGUCAUAGUCUUAUCCAACCACUCCUUCCAUACCUUUCUAUAAAUACCCUCAUCAACAUAAGCCCCAAAACCCCAUAAAAUAUGGCCGCGUCAGGAGAGGAAGUGAAACUCUUAGGAGCGUGGGCGAGUCCCUACGUGAUUAGAGUGAAAAUUGCUUUGGAACUCAAGGGGGUGAGCUACGAGUACUUGGAGCAACAACUUGGGAACAAUAAGAGUGAGCUCCUCAUCAAAUCAAACCCCGUGUACAAGAAGGUACCAGUUCUGAUCCACAAGGAUCGGCCAAUUUGCGAGUCGGCGAUCAUCAUCCAAUACAUCGACGAAGUUUGGGCCGGAACUGGGCCCUCGAUCCUUCCCUCGGAUCCAUAUGAACGUGCCAUCGCGCUCUUUUGGGCCGGCUAUAUUGACGACACGUGUUUUCCUGCUUUACUAAAAAUUAUCAAAGUAAAGGCAGAAAAUGAGAAAGCAGAAGGUAUAAAGCAAUCAUUCGUAGGACUCGGUUUAAUAGAAGAGGCUUACGAGAAAAGCUUCAAAGAAAAGCCCUUUUUCGGCGGGGACAAUGUGGGCUAUCUCGACAUCGCAUUCGAAAGCUUUCUAUGCUGGGUGAAGAUGACAGAGAAGAUAUCAGGUAUCAAACUCUUUGACGAGGCAAAGUUUCCUCUCCUAGCGAAAUGGGCAGAGCGGUUCGACUCGGUCACGACCUUGAAGGAGCACAUUCCGAAAACUGACAAGAUGGUGGAGCUUUAUUGGAAGGUGAUCAAGCCUAUAUGGGACACUAGUGCCCCAAACAACUAAUUUAGUAUUCAAAUACUAUAGCAAGAAAGUUUGUCGCAAAUAAAAGGAAGCGUGCUUAAUAAAAUGAAUAGAUGAGUUUAAUGAUCAUCUUUAGAGUAGUGAAGGAUCAAAGUGCCCAUGUGUGGCAUGCGUUUGUGUAUUGCUUUGUAGUUUCUUUCAUUCAUCCUUUAUGCUUAGUUCAUUUUGCCUAAUGAAUGGAGCAGAUAAUUUGCUA